Molecule: messenger RNA, 3564 nt
Organism: Ictalurus furcatus (blue catfish)
Lineage: Eukaryota; Metazoa; Chordata; Actinopteri; Siluriformes; Ictaluridae
Gene: agmat
Product: agmatine ureohydrolase (agmatinase)
Exons: 7
Coding region: 2094-3152 (352 amino acids)
Molecular function (GO): metal ion binding; agmatinase activity
Source: RefSeq, a predicted model, not a curated record
UUAUUAUUAGUACGCACGUUCUAAUUAGGUGUUCAAGCCCAAAGGGCUGGUAUUGUUUCUGUUUGCCAGACCAAACAUCAUUAGUAAUUUGCACUGGAGGAUGAAGAUGAAGAGAGCACUGUUGUGGAACAUUCUCUCCAACCAAAGUUUUAAAAAAAAAAACUUCCAGAGACGAGGAGUUACGGAUAUCAAAAGAAAUUAAACGUUAUUCAAGACAAAUAAAGUGAGACCUCUGCAGACAAGUCUAAAUUAUGCAAUUACAAACAGGCAUUUUUAUACCUUUCUGAGCUAACAAGCUCAUCUUAGGUGUGGUUUUACCUUUUUUCCUUAAAAAAAAAAAAACAAAAACCCACAACAAUUCAGCCUCUUUGACACAAUUAAUUACUUCUGCUCAUAGCUGUUUUAUAAUUGUGGUGUAGGAUCAGUUAGCUGUUUUUUUUUUAUUUAUUUUAUAUAAGUUUCACUCUGACGGAGUUUUCCUUUUUCUUCCUCUGACCAAAACUCCCCUCCUUUAUAUCUGUCCUCCUUUCCUGCGGUCCUAACUCCACACUUGGUAAUGGGCCUCAAGGUUGUUUACUUAUUCUCCUUUCCUUUGAAUCGUCUGACCAUCUCUUGAGUAAUGGUAUCCAAAAAGGUGCUGUAUACCCUUGUUUGGUAGAACUCCAACAAAUUCUCAGGGUGAUGGUCUUCUCCUGUUGACUUGGAACUGUACUUACACCUUGCAGGUAUUUUUCUGGGUCUUGUCUCACCAGGUAUUCUGUCAGGAACCUCAAUUCCAGCAGCCUCAGCCUGCUCCUUUGCUUUUUCCAAACACAACCUGAGGUCCUGAAGCCUUUUAAAGACUCCUUCCAUCACUGUAUGACACUGCCAGAUCCACAUCUUUACAUCAGCUGAAGAGCAUCUGAUGCAACAGCAGUCUCCUGAAACACUGGUGUGGCCACCUCCAAGCAAAGCGUAAACUGAAACAACAUUAGAGCAUCGCUUGCAGCUGGAUCAGGUGGAUUGCUGUCUGACAUUUUUUUUUCAACAGCUGCAUAGUUGCAUAACACAAAGACUUUCUGCAGUACCUUUAAGGCAUUUUCUCGACAGGCCCAGCGUGUGCCAGUCAGCCAUUUUUAGUCGCAUAACCUGCUUUCUGGAACACUCCUCAGGAUAGCAGACUCUGUGCUUUGUAGUUUCUCGGUUACAUAACAAGCUGUAAGGGUUUACUUCAUUGUUAACUUGAAGAGAGGAAACACGGAUGAUGGUGAUGGAACGACUGUUUAAAGCUUCUAGAACAUACCGUGAACACAAACUAAUUUGUUUCGUGGACGUUCCACUACUAUAAAACAGAUCAAAAUAUGAUGCUCUUUAAUAAACGAAACAUUGUCAUCGUUCUCUAAAUUGCUGUUGUGUAAGAGGAAUAAAACACCUUGGGUCGGGACAUGCUGUUCCUGAUUAAAUAAACCCCCCAAAACAAAACAAUAGAAACCAUCACAGAGACUCUAAUGGUUUUCAAUACAAAUACCAUUACAAACCAUCAACUGUUAACCAUUAAAACCAUAGCAGGAUGUAUUACGGAUGUAGGUCGUUAAUGGUAUCCACUAGACAUAAUGUCACCAAUAAAAGGUGACAAAUUACCCUUAGAGUCCCACAGGAAGCAUUACAGUGUCCAUUAAAACCAUUGCAAAGUCGAUGAGGGUUUCUGUUGGGUUUUUUUUUUCUCUCUCUCUUUCUUUUUUAAGCAGGGGUUAUAGGAAAAUAAACAUCCUAUGGGUGGAAAUAGGAAGAUAGGAAGUCGGGCCACAUGACAGCACGCCGUCGUUGAUUAUUUUCCUCUACAGCCCAUGCAAAAGCAGUUAGGCAGGUAAUGACUAUAGAGUUGGAGCGUUUACAGGAUGAAUGAAAUACAUUUCCCAUGAACACCAGGGGGAGGAAAGGCACCUGUCUCUCGCGCUGGGAUCUUGUUACAGGAGUGCAAAAGUUCAGCUCGGUUUUGCAGCAGAAGUUUUUACAGCACUACAGGCAGGACAGGAACAUCGGAGCGUUUAAAAAGGAAAGAACAAGGGAAACGCAGGUAAUCUCUCGCGCGUGCAAAGUGCAGUCUGAUUAACAUGCUUCACUUCAUGAAGAUCCGCCAGCUGAGAGAGUGCGUGGCGUUCCUGCGGGGUCAGACGGUCGGGGUGAGUGGGAAUGGGAAUGUGAUCACCCCAAGCAGACUGAUGUCCAGCAAAACAUACAAUGUUCCUCCGAGCAGCGAGUUUGUCGCGCGCGUGUCAGGAAUCGCCACCAUGGCCAAGUUACCGUAUCAGGACACAGCCGAGGGUCUGGACGCAGCCUUCAUCGGAGUACCCAUCGACACCGGGACCUCCAACCGACCUGGAACCAGGUUUGGCCCUCGGCAGAUCAGAGCCGAAUCGUUCAUGCUGAGGAACUACAGUGGCACGGGAGCUGCACCCUAUGAGUCCAUGAUGGUUGCAGAUAUUGGUGACGUCAACGUGAACUUGUAUGACCUAAAGGACGCCUGCAGACGGAUUCGCGAGGCUUAUCGCAAAGUGGUGGCUACAGGCUGCAUACCGCUUACGCUGGGGGGCGAUCACACAAUCGCGUACCCGAUUCUACAGGCCGUGGCAGAAAGACAUGGUCCGGUGGGUCUGGUCCAUGUGGAUGCUCAUGCUGACACGGGUGAUAUGUCCCUGGGGGAGAAGAUCACUCACGGCACACCGUUCAGGCGCUGUGUGGAGGAGGGACUGCUCGACUGUAAACGUGUGGUUCAGAUUGGCCUCCGAGGCACUGCCUAUACGCCCGACGCCUAUGCGUGGAGCAGAGAACAGGGUUUCCGUGUAGUGCGGGUGGAGGAGUGUUGGUACAAAUCUCUGGUGCCACUCAUGACGGAGGUUCGGGCCCAAAUGGGUAAAGGGCCUGUUUACCUCAGUUUCGAUAUCGACGCUUUGGAUCCUGCGUUUGCUCCAGGCACUGGAACACCUGAGAUCGCAGGCCUCACACCUAUUCAGGGACUGGAGAUCGUUCGUGGAUGUCGAGGUUUGAAUCUCGUUGGCUGUGACUUGGUGGAGGUUUCCCCACCGUACGACACUACGGGAAACACUGCUCUGACUGCCGCCAACCUGCUUUUUGAAAUGCUUUGUGUCCUUCCAAAGACAAAACACUACUGAUUACGAAGAAAUGUUUACAGUGACUGAAUAAUUCGGUUUUAAGGAUCAUAAAAACUGAUUUCUGUUUAUGCUGUAGCACUUUUUGGUCCCGCAGGCCACGUGAGCACUUAAAUGAUGAGUCAUUGCAAUGAGUUGUGCCAUUAAUGAACGUGUUGUUAUGAAAUUCAAGUCACUUUAUGUGGGGGUGGGGUUUUUUUGUUGUUGUUGUUUUUUUGGCUUUGCAGUAACAAAUUGCAUGGGAAUCUCUAAAGACUUGCAGGGUUGGGAGGGUUACUUUAAAAAUGUAUUCAGUUACAAAUUAAUUUUUAAUGUAAUCAGUAACGUAAUCCAAGUAUCACAAUAUGAAAGUAAUGUAAUCUGAUUCUUUUCGGAUUCAAGGUCACAUAUGUAAAUAAAGUCAAGACAAAAGCAA